Molecule: messenger RNA, 823 nt
Organism: Notolabrus celidotus (New Zealand spotty)
Lineage: Eukaryota; Metazoa; Chordata; Actinopteri; Labriformes; Labridae
Product: leucine-rich melanocyte differentiation-associated protein
Exons: 4
Coding region: 75-710 (211 amino acids)
Source: RefSeq, a predicted model, not a curated record
UUCAUCUGAAUUCUCUCCUACUCUUCAACCAUAAAAGCUGGAGCGGAGGAGGUCACACCGCCGACGUUUUUCCCAUGGAUCAUCAAUCCUCCGGCCAACACAGUCAAACCGGCCAAGCCCCAAGCUUUCAGUGGCUUACUUAUGCUUACCAGAACCUGAAAGAGAUCCCCUAUGAGACUAUUCUGACACAGACUGAGACUCUGGAAGUGCUGGACCUGAGUAACAAUCUACUGGAGGAUAAUUAUUGGAACCCGGCUCUGCUGGGACGGAUGGAGAAGCUCAGCACGCUGAUCCUGGACAGCAACAACUACACGUCGCACAUCAAGUUCCCGUACAUGCUGAGCGUCACCACGGUGAGCAUCAACAAGAACAAGAUCAACAACCUGCCCGUGUUUGUAGAGGAGGUGAAACGGAAGUUCCCCAACAUAAAAAUCCUCAGUAUGAUGAACAAUGAGGCGGCACCAAGCUACUUCAAUGGAGGAAGUCUUACCCAAUACAAAGACUACAGACAAUAUGUCAUCAGUCAGAUUCCAGGCCUUGAGAUCCUGGAUGACACAGAGGUCCUGGAGAAGGAGCGAGCCCAGGCCAGAAAAACCUACAGGCUUCAGCAGAGCAGACAGAACAGGAGAAGAAGAAGGGAGGACUCGUCAAAGAAACAUACGCACACGCAGAAAAGUACAAUCAAGUCAAGUGCUAUCAUAGGAGAGUAGUUUAUAGUAAAGUUUUUGAUCCCUUACCUUUAUAUCCCACCUUUAUCUGCUUGUUUCAACAUGUUUACACUGAGUUAAAUAUUCAAAUGUUUUAUAAAGCUGCGCUAUGAAAU